Messenger RNA from Psylliodes chrysocephalus, 725 nucleotides. The record is from the annotation of a GenBank genome assembly. NCBI's taxonomy places the organism in Eukaryota, Metazoa, Arthropoda, Insecta, Coleoptera, Chrysomelidae.
AUGAUCCACAAGAAUCCACAACCAAAUAUGGGACCAUCAUUGACACGGCCGGCAACGUCGUUAAGGACGAAAUACGAAGGAUUUAAAAAGGAUUUGCGAAAGAAGGUUGCCGCGCAAAAACAAGCUCUCUAUGGAACAGGAGGAGGACCUUGGACCGAACCAGAUCUUUCCACUAACGAGUAUAAAAUUUAUGGAUUGAUAUCCAUAAGUGUGGAUGGGCUAGAAAGUCGUUUUGAUGAUGAUGAUUUACCCUGUGGUGUCAAUAAUAUCCAGAGAAAUAUUAAUAAUGAUGAUGAUGAAGAUGACGAUGACACAAUAGCAAAUAUGCAGAUUGUAGAAAAUAUUGAAAUAGUGGUUGACAACACUAUGACAGCGGAUGAUGGUGCAAAACAUCAAGUUCGUGCAGGGACUAGUCGGGAAUUCACUACCGAAGACCAGAAAAGAAGUUGGACAAAGUGGAAACCUUCUGAUCUGAAAAGAAAUGUGUCGACGCCUCUCUCAGUUAAACGAAGAAGAAUUGUGUCACGGCCUGAAGCCACUGAAAAAGUCACAAUUCUGGCAGAGUCCAAAAAAGUGGUCAUGGAUUUACAGGCAGAGUCUUUAAAAUUAGAUGUAGAAUUUAAAAAAAAGAACAUGCACUUAAAUUACGCAAACUUGCGGAGGAACUGAGAGGGGCAGAAUUAGACAAUGAAAUAAAGGCAUUGGAAAAAGAUAUUAAAGCCAAU